Adineta steineri is the source of this 453-nucleotide messenger RNA. The record is from the annotation of a GenBank genome assembly. NCBI's taxonomy places the organism in Eukaryota, Metazoa, Rotifera, Eurotatoria, Adinetida, Adinetidae.
AUGUGUGAUCAAUCAAUUAUAAUUAAAUUAUUUGAUACUGUGGCAUCAGUUGCUUGUGAUUUAUUUCGAGGAUGUUGUGGAAGUAAAUAUAAUUAUAAUUAUGAAGGAAGUACACUUAAUUACGUUAUGAAAAAUAAAUUUAUAACUGGUGGUGAUGUUCUGAUUUCAAAUAGUGAUGGCUCUAAAUUCAUCAAUAAAAUAAAGGAAAAACACUUAAAUUCACUUCUUCAUGAUAGGGAAGGAUUGAUCACUAUGGAUUUAUCUAAAAGUCUGACACGUUUCAGCAUCACAUCAGGUCCAGCGGAAACUUUAAAUGGUAAUUCGGUUGUCUUUGGUGAAAUUAUUAAUGGUAUGGAAAUUAUACAAUCAAUUGCUGAUCGUUAUCAAGAUGUUGAUGCUGAUGGUGGUGCACGAUUAACAAAUAUCAAAAUUUAUUCAUGUGGUGAAAAAUAA